This is a messenger RNA of Geodia barretti, 604 nucleotides long. The record is from the annotation of a GenBank genome assembly. Lineage: Eukaryota; Metazoa; Porifera; Demospongiae; Tetractinellida; Geodiidae.
UAUGGAGUUGUGGAUGAGGGAGUGGUAUAUCCAGGAGAUGUGGAGGUGGUUCUGAAACUGAACAAUGGACCCGUCAUCUGCUCUGAUGUGACAGUUGCUGACACCAGCUGUACUGUGACACUCCCCAGAGACAUCUACAACAUCUCUAUCACCCAGUCCAAUGACAUUGGCUCUACUGUAGACAUGGCAACUUUUGAUAUGGCAGUACUAGUUGUAUCAGAGCAAUUUUCCUUGAUGCUAAACACUCAAUUGUUGUUUGUUGUCACCGUGAGAAGAAACAGACUGUGUCCAGAGACUAAGUCUCCAGUUCUGGUAACAUUCGGAACCAGAGCACUGACUGGAGGAGAGUGUGAGAUCCGGCAGAAAGCAACCGAAAUGACUAUCUCUUCUGGAGACUCUGCCUCCUUCUAUGUAGAUGCUGUGUCUAUGUCCUUGGGCCCCGAUGAGACUAUCUGCUUUAUAGUCAGCCUUGAUGGACUACCUGUGAUAUCUGGCACUAGUUCAAGGAAUGCCUCCACAGCCAUCACUACUAGUUGUAGUAGCAAUGAAAAAUGGCCUCUCAGUUGAUGCUGGUGCAGGUAUUUCAGUAACCCUCACUCUACUG